AUGUCAGGUCCCUCCACGUCUAACGAGAGAUCCACCGGCCACGGCCAGGGCUUGAAUCCUCACCAACAACAACAUUUGCAACAGCAGCACCUUCACCACGCGUCCCAGUUGGACCAUACCACUGCUGCUGCUAUUGCGUUGGGUCAUGAAAUUCCCAAUCCUGUUAUGGCUCACCUGGAUGAAGAGGCCCGUUAUUUGGGUCUCAACCCGGCUGCAGCUGCUCAGUUACAACAGCAACAACAGCAGUUGCAACAGCAGCAGUUGCACCACCAGCACCAAUUGCAUCACCACCACCAUCCUCAGCUUCACCAGCAGCAGAUGCACCAUCCUUUGCAACAACAACACCACAUUCCUCAGCACCAUUUGCAACAACAGCAGCACAUUCAGCAGCACCAGUUCCAAACGGCGCCUAUGGAGUUUGAAAACGGUGGUUUCCUUGUUUCUAGACAUGCCGAGGGUGAUAUCAUCAAGACUUUCUCCUCCAAACAGGAGCUUGUGAAAUACGUCAAGACUGUAUUGAACGAGGAGGAGCAGUGUAAGAUUGUUAUCAACUCUUCGAAGCCUAAGGCCGUCUACUUCCAGUGUGAGCGCUCUGGUUCUUUCAGAACGACUGUCAAGGAUGCUACUAAGAGACAGAGAGUUGCCUACACCAAGAGAUCCAAGUGUGGUUACAGAUUGGUUGCAAACUUGUACCCUCCAGACAAGGAUAAGGCUAAGAAGAUGAAGAAGGAAACCGAGUUUGACGGCUACCCAGAUGACGAUAAGAAGGAGCUGGAAAUGUGGAUCUUGAGAAUGAUCCACCCAGCUCACAAUCACCCACCUGAGCCUAACUUCGCUUCUGGCGGCGGCGGUAAGAAGAAGAGAGCUAAGUACACAAGAACUUUGGUUGAGAAGCCUUUGAACCGUGGCAACAACGGCACUGCCGCUGCUGUUGCUGCUGUCGCUGGCUACCCUGAGGCUCUGCUCCACGACCACCAGCUUCUUCAGCAACAACAUUACCUUCAGCAGCAGCAACAACAACAACUCCAUCACCAACAGCUUCAACAUCAUGCUCACCAUGGCCAGCACCAUCAUGAUGACGGCAGCCAUCCAUCUGUUCAGGAUGUCGCUGUCAUUGCUGCCAUGGAAGCUGCUCCAGGUAACCACAGUUUACUGAACCCACCUGUGGACCCUAACAUUGAUAGCGUUGACCCUAAUGUGGACCCUAGUGUACAACAACACGACCAUGCUCAUGGCCAUGUACACUAG
Candidozyma haemuli is the source of this 1248-nucleotide messenger RNA. RefSeq lists its product as uncharacterized. Lineage: Eukaryota; Fungi; Ascomycota; Pichiomycetes; Serinales; Metschnikowiaceae. The transcript has a single exon. The record is from RefSeq and is a predicted model, not a curated record. The coding region runs from base 1 to 1248 and encodes 415 amino acids.